GUGUUGCAGGUGAAGGUGGAGAUGGAGCUGGAGAUCCUGCAGUGUGAGAAGAUCAAGGCUGUCAGGGAGGAGCAGUUGGAACGACUCACACAGAUCUGCCAGGAGCAGGCAUUUGAGAUCAGACAGCUCCGGGCCCACCUGGCCCAGCAGGACUUGGACCUGGCUGCAGAGCAGGAGGCUGCUAUGCAGAUUCACCAUGUGUGGGGCAAACAGAGGAGCAGCUACCAGGUGGUGGAGAGCCAGGGCCCUGGGGAGUCUGACGAUGAGGGACAUGGAGUCCUCAGGGAGACCCCAGCAGAUCCUGUUGUCCAUCAUGACGACAUGAACAACUAUAUCAGCCAGUACUACAGUGAACAAAGUAGUGACAUGGGGGGUCCUCGUGUCAUCACCACGGCAGCCAUCGAUGUCCACCUCCCUACGACCCAUUACCCCGCCCACAACAACCCUCUGCUGGGCGUGGAGCAAAUGAGUAGCGCUGUGAGUGACACUUCCACCAGCGUAUCACUGUCCAGUAGCAGUCUGACGGCCCGCCCCCAUAGCCUGAGCAGCCACACCCUGCGCUCGUCUACUACGGACUGCAGCAGCACCACGGCCAGGGACUACCACACCCAGGCUAGGAACUACAAUGCCCAUACCAAGGCCCGGGGGCCUUAUCUGGACUACAAGUCCCAGAAGCAGACCCAGGACAGGGACUUUAACACUGAGCACUCCAACACCCAGGGCCAGCGCUGCUUCCCCCUGCCCUACUGCAGCCCUCUGGGCCUGGGUCUGACCUCAGCCCAGCCUCCCCUUCCACGGGACCCCAGCGUGGUAGUCCAGGAGCUGCUCUCGUCCCUGCCCUACUGCAGCCCUCUGGGCCUGGGUCUGACCUCAGCCCAGCCUCCCCUUCCACGGGACCCCAGCGUGGUAGUCCAGGAGCUGCUCUCGUCCUUGUCUGAGGACUCCUGUCUGGCCCAGAAAGGCCUGGUGGACCCAGUUAACCUGAAGCUUCCCAGUCCUGCCGGCUCAGCCAAGGCCAGCCCAGAGCUGGAGCACAGAAUCAACAUCUACAACUGGAAGAAUCAGGAGGAGAACCAGUACCAGAGCCGGGGCCAGAGACAGGGCCGAGCCGCAGCCACUGUGCUCCUACAGACUAAGCCUCUCAUCCACCUGCAGGGCGGCUCUCCUGAGUCCUCUUUGGAGGAGAAGUAUAGGCUACUGGGCCCUGCUGAUGGUCCACUGGGCCGUCUGCCUGAUACAUAGGGUUGAUUCACACUACUGAGCUGAGCCAAGCCGAACCGAGCUGCAUUGUGCUGGCCUGGUCAUGCAUCCACCAUAGUUGUUUGAACAUUGCUGGAAAGGACAUGUGAAAAGAAUAUGUCAGAGCCAGCACUGGUUGGCUCGGGUCGGCACAACAGUGUGAAAAGGGCAAUAGUUCAUCCCAGUGGACAGAGCAUACAGCUCAAGACAGAACUGACUAACGUGGCUUCUCCAAAUCCUCAUGCUUCAAACAAAGUCAGAGCCUGGUCCAAGAUCAAACCUGGCGUUACAAAGACCAUCUGUUAGCAAGACAGCACAAACAGAUCUGGGGCUAGGCUACAGCUCUCAUGUUAGUCUUCCCUUCUCUGUGGGGCUCCGGACAGAGACAGACAGACAGAUCUGGGGCUAGGCUACCGCUCUCAUGUUAGUCUUCCCUUCUCUGUGGGGCUCCGGACAGAGACAGACAGACAGACACAGCCCUCCUCAAACUCAAUCUUGGGGUGACUUUGAAUAAUGCCCCAUUUGCACAACAAUGACCCAAUGAGGACAGAGGAGACAUCUGUGGGCCUAGAAAGAACCAUCAUCAGGAAAUCCCACAUUUGGGGCCCCAAAUGUGAAACAAAACAGUUUGAAAUAAAACCAGCAAUGGGCCAUAUUCAAGCCUUUACAGAACAAGCCUAUUUAAGUGUUCCUAUGUUAACUACAAGACAGAUUUGACAUGGAAUUUCUCUAAAUUGGGUGGGAGUGGGAGUGGGAGUGGGAGUGGGUGUGGGAGUGGGAGUGGGAGUGGGAGUGGGUGUGGGAGUGGG
Messenger RNA from Oncorhynchus kisutch (coho salmon), 2048 nucleotides. RefSeq names its product transmembrane protein 266. Bases 22 to 1242 code for a protein of 406 amino acids. NCBI's taxonomy places the organism in Eukaryota, Metazoa, Chordata, Actinopteri, Salmoniformes, Salmonidae. Gene Ontology annotation, cellular component: dendrite; plasma membrane. The record is from RefSeq and is a predicted model, not a curated record. Gene Ontology annotation, molecular function: voltage-gated channel activity. The transcript has 4 exons.